AUGAGCUUGAGUGAAGAAUGGCUACGCAACAGCGCCACCCCUCACUCACAAUCAGAUUCUUCGUGUACAUCUCCGGCAUCCAACAACAAUAACAAUGACAACACUCCUCUUCCGGUCAUCAACACUUUUCGGGAUGAUUGGUUCAAGAAAGUUCAAGAUUCGGGACUGAGCUUUAAGGAAAUCGACAUCGAUGGAAAUAAACUGAAAGCAAGAGCCGUCGUCGUAAGCGCCAACGAAAACGCAAACGAAUACUUCCUUCGCUGUCCGUGCAUUCUCGACUCGUUUGGUAACGACGUUGGAGCUAUUUAUUUGGAUGUUUUCCAAUGUCCGCCACCGAAUGGAAGUUUUAUAAACAUCGGCGAUUGGCUCCAUGUUCGCACAAACAUUUACAAGAAAAAUUUUGGCGCCAAGGAAAUUACCCACAAAGUCGUCAAGAUACUGGAAGUUAUACCGAGUAAACUCGUUUGGUCGGAAUUGCAAAUCUUUCAACUAAUGAGAUCCAGCUUUAUUGAGAUUACGACGACCUUCAUCUUGCCAAGUGCAUUAAAAGAACGAGGCGAAGAUGAGUGCAUUUUGGAAUCUGAAGACGGCUUGCAAGUGCGCUUCCCGACUAAUCGAAUCAACAAAUUGAUCGAAGACAAUAGAGGUGCACAGCUAAGAGUUCAAACCCUUGCCACGUACACUCGGCCAUCGAUGGGCCGCUACGAAUGGCUAAAAGACUUUUCUGGAAAAGAAUUUGUGAGUGAUGGAGGCUUGGCGACUUCGAUCGAUCCAUCACUCGACCCAUGCGAUGAUUUUUAUCAAUUUGUGUGUGCCGGCUGGAAGCGAUCGAAUCCGAUCAAUGAUUUCCACGCGGUUCAAAGUCAUCCAAGUUCCCUUGUCACGCGAGUUCUCGUCAAUUAUAAUCAAUUGAUCACCGAAAUGGUCCAAAACCAGUGGAUAAUGGCGAGUCUGAAACGGGAACAAUUGCUCUGGUUGCAGUACAUUUUCUCUUGUGCGAAUCUCGAGAAAGCCGGUCGUUUAGGCACAAAUGUUUUCUUUGAUUUGAAAAGACGAAUCAAAGCGGCGAAUCUGCAAAAUCUGACCGAUUGGUUGAUCUUCAAUCACCCGUACACAGCUUUCUUCAAUUCUGGCGUCGCGGCCGAUGAUCGAGAUGCGACGAAAAAUGUGAUUUUGAUGGCUCCAUUGGAAACAAUCCAAGACUGGUCAAGCUAUUCAUCUCCUCUCUAUCGACAACAAUUCCUCGCCGUUCAGAAAUAUCUAAUCAAUCUAUUCACCCUUUUUUCCAAUGACGAUUUAGAGCAUGCAAUCUUUGAAAAUAACUCGACAGCCGUUCAGCGAAAAGUCGCCAAUAUUCUGAAAGUCGAUCAGCGAUUGGCUAAGAUCCUCGCCUCGUAUGUACCAUCAAAUUAUACCGAAAUGACGAUGCCAUUAAAAGACAUAACAAAAGUUAUCAAACAGAUAGACUAUCAGCGCUAUUUUAAAUCGACGAUCCCGCGAGAAAUCUUGGAGAAAAUUGAUAUCGAUGAGACAACAAUUCACAUUCGAAACGCGGAAGCGGUGAAGAAAAUCGACGAGCUCCUCGCCGGACUAACCCGCGAAGAAAUUGACGAUUUUGGUGACUUUGUGCUCUUGCAACACAUCAUCCCCUUUUUGGACACGCGAAUCAAAGACAUUGAAGAUCAAUACAAAUUCGAAGCUUUGGGCACUCUUCCUAUCGACGAUACAAUGGGCGAUUGCCUGAAAGCGGGCAUAUCGAAAUUUCCUGAAGUUGCCACAACUUUGUACAUUGAGAGAUUCUAUUCUCAAGCAACCACCGACAAGGUGAACUCAAUCGUUGCGAAUAUCAAGAUGGCUUUCCUCGAAAUUCUCAAUGGAAAUAAAUGGAUGGAUUCAAAGACGAAAAUCGAGGCCAGGAAAAAGGCAAAUGUGAUGACUCAAUUUGUUGGAUAUAACAAGAAGAUAUUCAAUGAGACAGCCGUUUCCGAGAAAUAUUCAACGCUAAUCUACCCCGAACCGAUCUCCUAUUUUGGCAUCCGUGUCACCUAUGAUCGAUGGAGUUCGGAUCGAGCUUUCGAGAAAUUGUUGAAAGGGAAUUCCCGAGAAGAUUUCGAGUUCUUGGCCACCACACCAAAUGCUUUCUAUAUGGCCAGUCGGAAUUCGAUUGCGAUCCCUGUCGGAAUCUUGCAAACUCCCUACUUCAAUGUCUCCCAUACAAGCGCUCAAAAUUAUGGUGCAAUGGGAUCGAUUAUCGGCCACGAGAUCACACAUGGUUUUGAUGAUUACGGCGCCAAAUUCGACGGUUUCGGCAAUCGCCGUGAUUGGUGGGACGGGAAAACGAUGAACAGCUUCAACAAAAUGACCAAAUGUUUCGUGGAUCAGUACGGGAAAACAAAAGUCGAUCAUUUGAAUUUGAUGAUUAAUGGAGCGAAAACGUUGAGUGAAAACAUUGCCGACAAUGGAGGACUCCGCGCCGCUUAUAAUGCUUUUCAGAAAGUUCUUCGCCGAGGUGAAGGCCGAGAACGGCCAUCCGCUUCCCAGCUCGCCCAAUACUCGCCCAAUCAAUUGUUCUUUAUGGGAUAUGCUUAUGUCUGGUGUCAAUCGGUGAGCGAUCAAUUUCUUCUUGCAAACGUUCCAGGUGAUGUCCAUCCUCCAAAUCGUCAACGUGUCAAUCUGGUUCUCCGAAAUCUUCCACAAUUCUCACAAGCUUUCAAAUGUUCACCAAAAUCGAAAAUGAUUGCCGGAAAGAAAUGUAAAGUUUGG
Messenger RNA from Mesorhabditis belari, 2763 nucleotides. The record is from the annotation of a GenBank genome assembly. Lineage: Eukaryota; Metazoa; Nematoda; Chromadorea; Rhabditida; Rhabditidae.